This is a messenger RNA of Marchantia polymorpha subsp. ruderalis, 1703 nucleotides long. Lineage: Eukaryota; Viridiplantae; Streptophyta; Marchantiopsida; Marchantiales; Marchantiaceae. The record is from the annotation of a GenBank genome assembly.
UUUUUCUGAGCUACCGUGUGGAUGGGUUUUCGGAGUGGACUGAGGCUGUUGUGGAUGUAUUAAGACUGUUUCAUCUUAACCACUGGGCUUGAGUUUCUGAAGCAGAACCUGCUUCAUAGUGUUUCGCGGUUUGUGAUUCUUUUCUGUUCGGUGGUCAAUCCGCGCUACGGUGAAGCUUUUGAUUCAGUUUCAAACUUACUGUGGCGGUGGAUUCUGCUUGAAUCGCUCCCUGCCACCACCAUGCUGUGGAGCAAUUUCCUCCGGUUUAAUUCACUUGAAGAAUUUGGAGGCAGUUUAUGCACGGCCAGGCAGCCGCUCUGUCGUGCAUCUCUGCACCGAGUUUUGAUCUUGCAAUCUCGGGAAUCACGGACAUCGUUAUGACUCCGGAAAGUUUUUUCUGCAAGCUCUUUGCAUCUGCAGGGGCAUGACAUUAGAGAUCAUGACUUUGAAUUCUCCAUUCCUCAUCAUAUGAUCGCCUGUGGGAUGCUCCGAAUACCGAAAUGCUGCCGAGCCCGUGGGUGGACAACAUUUCCAGGUCAUUGGGCGAGAUGCAGCAGGGACUCAGAAACUUUGCACCUUCGCUGUUUGCGGGCGUAAGAAUCAACGGACCUGAGAUUAAAGCUCUUCUCCAGCACAUUCGACUCCCCAGUUUUCUUUACAAAGACACGCAGUGCCUUACUCUACAAGAUUUCAGUGCGAGAAAUGGUGAGGCAUGGCUUGCGGCAGCCCUCGGGCUCGCAAAUUUUGUGCCGGGGUUUGUCAUGGGAUUCUUGAUCGGAGUGUUGGUGGAACUUCCAAAGGGCGGAAAGUCUGAGCCUGCAGAUGCCUCCUCGAAGAAGAGGUUGACUGGAGGCGGAGGAAGGCGGGGCCUGCGAGGUAACACUGGAACCUUCCGACCUAGUCACAGCGCCAGCACUGCUGCUGAAGAAGAAAGUGGGGAGCUGAAAAUGGUAUUUGUUGUCCGUCAAGACCUAAAGAUGGGUGCUGGAAAAAUAGCCUCGCAAUGUGCACAUGCUGCUGUUGGGACUUACGAGGAAUGUUUGAACAGGGGGCAACGACUAUUGCUGAGAAAAUGGGAGGAUUGUGGGCAACCCAAGAUUGUUGUAACGUGCAAAAGUCAGCAUGAAAUGAAUGAGCUGCGAGCGAAGGCCGAAAGGGCUGGCUUGCCUUGCUUCACGGUGGCUGAUGCGGGCCGAACACAGGUAGCUGCAGGGUCCAAGACUGUGCUUGCGAUCGGGCCAGGAGCGAAGACAACUAUCGACAAUGUCACUCGACAUCUGAGACUUUUGUAGCGGAGGACGCUUGUUCCUAUAUGUAAAAGACCUUAUGAUCUGAAGUUAGUAGGAAGUUUUAAGUAUUCUAUACUUCAUGAUUUUGAAUGUUUGUAAGUGAGUAAGGCUUGCAGGUACAAGUCAUACCAUGCUUCAGUGAGAUAAGCGUCAGCAUCUUGUAGGUAGUUACAGGAGAGUACUGCUGCGCAGUGAGAUUCUGCGGGAAAGUAAAUCAGUCACACUAUUUAGUAGAUAUUAGAGAUGAAGAAAAGACCGUAUCGGGUAGUGGUUUUUUCCAUACUAGCCACAUGCCAUAUCAUGUCCUUAUGAAUCAAGGUAAAUGAAGGAGGACUUGCCAAUUUUGAGGACGUUUUGAGUACAUGACAGGAUCCAAUCGGCUGGAAAUUCAUUACAGCAUGUGCUUAUUGACGA